AGACAUCAGUAGCGAGCCCGCUGGUCGGAUCUGACUGUCGACUUCCCGCGUACACUUGGACGCCCGCGAUCCGCGCGAUACACCGACCGACAGGUCCACCACGCCAAGCGCGUCUCUCCACUCUCAACACUGAGAGAGUGGUGAAGUUUGUCCAAAUUCUGAGUGAACGGAAAAGUCGGUUGGUUGGUCGCUUCAUGUGCGAGCGAGCGAGCGCCGUUCUGUUACCCCGUGAUAAUUUUUUUUGUGUGUGAAAGGGAGAGUGGACGAGAAAGUUAAAUAACCGCUUGGGAGUUCUCGACUGGAGUAUAGUUAACAUCGGAGGGGUGAGAAAACACUUGUGGAGUACGGUUUACAAAGUUUCUCAUCUACACAAAGUUCGGAGCGGAUACAGCAAAUUCGCUCCUUAUUGGAUUUGAAUAACAUUUGAGAGCACCCUUACUUCUGUUGACGUGGUGAAGUGAGACAUCUUUCAUCGUUGGGAGUUCACUGUUGUUUUUAACUUACAGUAUCUUUCACAUUGCUUUUUUCAUUCUCUUUAUUUCUUUUUGUGGUUUAAACAUAUUUCCCUCUUUUCAGAGAGGGGUUUGUGUUGAUCCUCAGGGAGAUGUAAACAAAGUGCACGUGGUUUUCUGUCUUAACGAUUUUUUGUUCAGAGAAGUUACUUAUUUUGUGGAGGGAGGAAUUAUUCCUAGCUACAACUGCAGAGUUUCUCAGAUCUGAAAAAGGUGUUUACUCUCAGUUGCAGUGGACUUAACAAGGAGAAGAAGUUUCUCCAAAUAUCAGAUUUUCAACUCUGGAAAUGGGGUCUUGCCCCAACUGUCGGAAAACAAUUCUGAUGGGGGAUGAAAAGAUGAGAAAUAUCUAACCCUAAAUCUUUCCUGUCCUCAAGGGGCGUAGUCACCAUGGAGAACUCAUCCGAGUUCGCAAACAUCUCUGGAAUUUUCUCGAACUCCACCGAGGCUUACCCCACAAGUACCGAAGCUUAUCUCAAAGGGGCUGGCAACUUAGUGGACAAGAUCUGUAGCCCUAUCAUCUACGUCAUAGGUUUCCCUGGCAACACAGUGUCACUUAUCAUAUGGAUGCAGAAGCGCAUGCGUCACUCGUCAGGCUACUAUCUAGCCGCCCUCGCCCUCAACGAUCUCGUGUUCCUGUUCUUGCAGGUUCUCUUCGAGCUGGAGACAGCCUGGCUGAUGAGGGUAAUCUCCUAUCCUGUCAUGUGCCAAGUGUUCCCAACGGUGUAUCUCGCCACACAGUGCCUGUCUCCAUAUCUCGUGUUGGCGUUUACCACCGAACGAUACAUCUCUAUCUGCCACCCAUUUAAGCGGGAGAGCUACUGUACUGUGCGGCGAGCCAAGAUCGUUAUCGCGUGCCUUAUCGUCUUCUGUCUGUGCACGACUUGUGUCAACUCAUAUUUCUACAUCCUGCUCCCAGUGAACGGCACGUCUGUUUACGAAUGUCACCCAAGGAUGGAGGUGCUCGAGGGCGAGAACAAGUCCGUGUUUAACGUUUACUCCAUGUGCGUGGAAGGACUUGCGUUCUUCUUAGUGCCUAUCACUAUUCUGGUGUUGAACAUCUUCGUAAUUCGAGAGAUGAGACGACUGUCACAAAUGGAGCAGGCUCACCAGCACGGCUCUCCCUCCCGCACGGGCAGUACAACUGUCAUGUUACUCGCCGUCUCCUUCUACCAGAUCAUAACGACUUUACCCGUGUCCAUCUUUUACGCUCUCAGGGUACAGUACCAGAUGGACCCUGUGUACUACUUCGCCCAGACCAUCAUCAACGAGUAUGGAAACACUCACUACGCGUUCAACAUCUUCAUAUACCUCAUCACGGGCAAAAUGUUCCGUCAAGAGUUGAAGAAGUUGCUGCUUAGACCGUUCAGAAAACUGGCUUCCACACUUCCGCGUGAUUACUCCAGCCUGCGCACGAGCAUUCAGGCGAGUACAAAGAGCAAGGGGACCUGGGUCUCCAUUAACGGGAAGCACAACAACGGGGAGAAAAAGGAAGAAAAGGCGUCCGAGACUCUGUUGUAGGGGAAACGUCUAUGUCUUUCCUCUUGGAACUGAACACGCACGACCGAGAUACAUAAACACAGUACUUCUAUCCGCCAAUGCGUUUAGAUACGCAAAGAUACCUUUCACACAGUUCGGGAGAACAGAGUGACGUGAGAUCGCCUCUUGUGUUAUACCUUUGUGUGUGUCGGCGGUAAAAUGUCUUCUCACACUGUUCGAACGUCCUCUUGGGUUCAAGUUCUUUUAAAAAGCUUACACAUGAUAUUCUUGUCGAAUACACACACUUGUCAUUGUAGGGUAAAUAAGCCAACUGGCGCUGAAUACUCUUUCACGAAGUACAGAAGCGUUUAUGGACACAUAAUGCUCUUCCAUAAAGUACAAAGUGUGAACGGGCAAUGAAGCUCUACCAUGUAGGACACAAGCUUCUAUGGAACAAUUAUUGUUCUACCAUAACAUUUGUACAGACGUCAAAUAUCCUCCAUCCUGUAGGGAUGGUUACGGAAUCCAUUACUUGAUCGCAUGAAUGCAAUUACCAAAUGCAGUAAAGAAUGAAACUUUUCAAUCACUUUUUCUUCUUACCGCUUUCUUCUAGCGAAUGCAUUUUGAGUAUGGUGUUGUGGACAUAAAAGACUUCUCUUUUGCACCAGAUAUCCCGCCUUUUACUGUUUGUUUUUUUUCAAGACUGUGAUGACCUGAGUAAGCUGUCAAACAAAAUGGAAGUGUUCUUUGGCCCAGAAAUAACGCAGUUGCAAUAUGUAAAUAUGAAGUGACCUUGAUGCUGACAAAUCAUACUGUUUUGUGUGUGUUUGGUGGCGAGAUGGGAA
Molecule: messenger RNA, 2836 nt
Organism: Aplysia californica (California sea hare)
Lineage: Eukaryota; Metazoa; Mollusca; Gastropoda; Aplysiida; Aplysiidae
Product: FMRFamide receptor
Exons: 3
Coding region: 903-2033 (376 amino acids)
Biological process (GO): G protein-coupled receptor signaling pathway
Cellular component (GO): plasma membrane
Molecular function (GO): G protein-coupled receptor activity
Source: RefSeq, a predicted model, not a curated record